AUGUCGAAUUUUCCCACCGACCCAACCCAAUGGCACUCUCAUGGAGCACAAUUGAACUAUGGCUACACCGCGCCAUUGGCUCACAACCAAGUCGUCUUCGGCAACACGCCAAGAGAUAUCGCUUCUCGUAGCAUUGCCCCGGAGGCGGGUCGUGGCGGAGGAUCUCCCGCGAUAGCCCCCUCCGUCAACAGGCUUGCGCCUAAUGGAAGUUGUUCGCCAAGUGAGAUACAGCCACGCAUCCAGCGCAUGAAUCCGGAGGAGCUUGACAUUGCGUACAGGCAAGAGCGGCAGCGUAGGAGGUUGCUCGACCGGCACCGUCGUCAGAAUCUGCGCUCCGAGGGACUACAACGCAGGACCUCGCAUGUCCAGCCUUCGGACUCGCAAACAACUACUCUCGCGAUUCGCGGUAAUGCGAAGGAACAACCUGGUGGCGUCGAACAGAGGCAGGGCCGAACCCUGCACUUACACGGGUCGCUGAGCAACGCUCACAUCCCCCACAUGUACAAUGGCUCUGAGAGCCAAAACAGUUAUACUGACGGGCAGAAUGUCAUUGAGCAGCCACAGUGCCUGAGCUUCCCGGGGCUACGAAUAGCCCCGGAGGAUGGGGUGUUCUCCGGCACGCAAGGGAACGCUUCGAGGCCAAAUAUGCCCACGAGCGCUCUGGAAGCCUCCGAUCAGCUAUGCUCCCCGAGUUCGGAACCUGCAACACACACUGAUAAGAAUUGGGCUCCCAGCUCGUCGAAUCCAGUUCGCGCAUCUCGCUGCUACUCUGAAGGGCAGCAUGAUCUCGCCUCGCUCUCAUUCCCACAAGAUUCUCGAACCCAGACCUCGCAUUCCCAACGCCCUACCUCCCAUCAGGCCUACAGCAGCGUGCACGACGGGGCCCAGGGAGCCCCCUACAACCUACUGAGCCCUCCACCCCAGCCCCAACAAAGGCAGCCUAGCUACCCGGGCAACCACUACCAAGUCGAAGACCAGCAAACUGACUUCGACGCUACGCAGAGCUUCUCACCUCCCGCUACCUUCGGGUCGCAGCACCGCUCCCCAUCCGCCCAAUGGCCCCAGGAGACGCGGUCGCCCUACCCAGACAUGGACAUGCAGAACCUCGACCCCAGCCUCAGGGACAACGGACCGCACCCCUUCGAUUCCCCCAUGGACACCAUGCCCACCGGGUCGAACUUCCAUCACGGCACCUUCGCCGGCUUCGGCACACAGCGCCCACGCCCCAUGCCACAGCCACAGGAAAGGCAGCUCACCCGGCCCCCGGGUCCCGUGCCUAUUUUCCCAACCCUCGUCCCGCUGCUCACGGCGAGGACACCCAGGCAUCCCAACCCUUUUCCGUUCUACCUCGUCGGGCGACACAGAGCGCCGGGGUAUCCAACUGUCUCCAUCCCCAACCUCAACCCCAACAACCCCUUCGCGCAGAACACGGAGGGUCAGGGGCAAAGAGGAGCAGAGGCGGGCCCUAACUCUGCCGGUUUCUACAGCCCCCAGGCCCAGAAUACGGGGCCGCAUGCUCAAAGAGAAGCCGGCGCGCAGGCCGCUCCUGAAGCUUUAUACAGCUCCUACGCCCAGAACACGGAAGCUCAUGCUCAAAGAGAAGCGGAGGCGUUCUACAACCCGUACGCUGCCCAGAACACUGACGGUCAGGGGCAACGAGAAGCGGAGGCUAGGCCCAGCGCCCCGGCUCCCUUCGACCCCUAUACGCAGCACCCGCAACGAGAAGCGCAGGCGCAGACAGCUCCCGAAGCGUUCUACCACGUCGAUGCCCAGCGCGCGCAAAGCGAAGCGCAGGCGCAGGCGCAGUCUGAAGCUCUCUUCAACAAACUCCUCGACGACAUUGCCGCUCCUGCUCAAAACGACGCGGAGGCAGGAUCGCAGGCGCCUCUUGACGGUUUCUACGGAACCUACCCCGAGAACGCGGAUGCUGAUGCGCAAAGAGAAGCGGAGGCGAUAUUGCAGGGGGCGCUUGGCCAGUUCAACGGCCACCAGGGUGCGGAAGCGUCGAUGCAGACAAACCCGGCCCCCGCCCCGGCCCCGGCAACUGAUGCUGCUAGCGAGGGCUCGUUCAACGACUCUGCGUACGGGCGGAGCUUGCAAGCGAGUAAUUCGAAUUCGACGUGGGAGAAUGACCCGUUUUUUCUCGACGUGGGUUCGGGCCAAGAGCAAGAGGGGGAUGAAUUCCUGCUGCUGCAGCAGGGGAUGCAGACGCCAGAUGCCAUGGAGGAGCGGCCGGCUGGUGGGCUAGAGAGGAUGGAUUUUUAA
Mytilinidion resinicola is the source of this 2265-nucleotide messenger RNA. RefSeq lists its product as uncharacterized. NCBI's taxonomy places the organism in Eukaryota, Fungi, Ascomycota, Dothideomycetes, Mytilinidiales, Mytilinidiaceae. The record is from RefSeq and is a predicted model, not a curated record. The coding region runs from base 1 to 2265 and encodes 754 amino acids. The transcript has a single exon.